AACACUUCUUCCCCUCUCUUUCGCGAGGCAUGAGCAAAAAUAAAACCCGUUUAGUUGGGCCGGGCCGGGCCGAGCCAGUCCACUAUAAAAGGGCCUGGCCAUACAAAAUCGCGCACCUAUUUCCCUUUUCCUUCCCAUUGUGAAUAUUGGAACGGAAACGAUGCCAGAGAUCAUCAACGGUGCAAUUCGGCGAGCCGUUGUAAUCGGAAACGGCUUCGCCGGCGCCGAGAAUCAGAGCGUUGGUUUGGUUCGUGCUCUUGGUCUCUCCAACCGCCACUCCUUAUACCGCGUGAUGAGGCCACGAGGAGGAAUCAAUAGGUGGCUUCAAUGGCUUCCGCUUUCUAUUCAUAGAAAGUUAGACUCCAUUAUUAGAAUGAUCUGUGGCAAGUCUCGCUUUCGAACACCUCACAAGAUCGGUAUAUCUACCGUGUUGGAAGCUGAUGCUCACCACAUUGCGACGAUGGCUCGUGAAACGUUUCACAGGGACGGUCCCUUGCUGGUGGUUGCAUCUGGACGAGACACUAUUUCUGUUGCCACCUCCAUUAAACGGUUAGCUCCAGAAAAUGUUUUUCUUGUUCAGAUACAACAUCCAAGAUUUCACCUCAAUAGGUUUGAUCUUGUGAUUACGCCGCGCCAUGAUUAUUAUCCGCAGACUCCUCAUGCCCAGCGGCAAAUACCUUGGUUUCUUCGAAGGUGGGUAACUCCAUGGGAACCUCCUGGCCGCAAUGUGGUUCUCACUGUGGGAGCGCUUCAUCAAGCUGAUUCCAGUGCUCUUAGGGUUGCUGCUUCUGCUUGGCAUGAUCAGUUAGCAACUUUGCCAAAGCCCUUGCUUGUGGUUAAUGUUGGGGGACCUACAGGCAAUUGUCUCUAUGGUGUGGAUCUUGCGAAGAAGUUAGUGGUUAUGCUUCAGAAUGUUCUAUGGAGCUGUGGGUCUAUCAGAAUAUCUUUCUCCAGAAGAACUCCUGAGAAGAUCUCCAAAAUUUUGGUCAAAGAAUUUUCCACAAAUCCCAAGGUCCAAAUAUGGAAUGGUGAAGGUCCAAAUCCACAUAUGGGACAUCUUGCAUGGGCUGAUGCCUUUGUCAUCACAGCUGAUUCAGUUAGUAUGUUGAGUGAGGCCUGCAGCACUGGGAAGCCUGUGUAUGUAAUUGGAGCAGAGCUGUGUACAUGGAAGUUUGCUGACUUCCAAAAUUUCUUGCAGAAACAAGGGGUUGCUCGACCAUUUACAGGGAAGGAGAAUAUAACCGAAAGCUGGAGUUAUCCUCCACUUAAUGAUACUGCAGAAGCUGCCAGCCAAGUGGUUGCUGCUCUUACUCAGCGAGGAUGGACUAUCUGUGCAUAAUGGUUUCCCUUUGCCUCCCAAGAUUCCUUUGGAACUCUUGGAAAUCAUAAAUGAUGCAUGAUUGAAUAGGAAAUAUUGUACAAGAGCCACUGGAUUGUGCUCAACUUCAGUGUGCUUGCUAGCUGUGGUAGUUUCCUUCUUCAAAAAGUCCCUAGUUUCUAAAGAGGUUGUUUUUAUAGGUGUUGUGGACAGAGCGGUUUCCCCAAUUUUGGCUUGUUAAAGAAUUUUGCUGUUUACUCCUCCCAAAUAAUAUUUGGAUCUCACCUGUUCCAACUUACUAUGGUUGUCAGCUUUAGAAUAAUAUAGGCUGCAUAGCACUUGGGCAUGC
Molecule: messenger RNA, 1667 nt
Organism: Abrus precatorius (Indian licorice)
Lineage: Eukaryota; Viridiplantae; Streptophyta; Magnoliopsida; Fabales; Fabaceae
Product: mitochondrial fission protein ELM1-like
Exons: 11
Coding region: 161-1339 (392 amino acids)
Biological process (GO): mitochondrial fission
Cellular component (GO): mitochondrial outer membrane
Source: RefSeq, a predicted model, not a curated record